Molecule: messenger RNA, 8702 nt
Organism: Malaclemys terrapin pileata
Lineage: Eukaryota; Metazoa; Chordata; Testudines; Emydidae
Gene: PANK3
Product: pantothenate kinase 3
Exons: 7
Coding region: 965-2077 (370 amino acids)
Biological process (GO): coenzyme A biosynthetic process
Cellular component (GO): nucleus; cytosol
Molecular function (GO): ATP binding; pantothenate kinase activity
Source: RefSeq, a predicted model, not a curated record
GGCGCCUAACAGACUGCGGCUCCCAUCGUUCCUUGCGCGGGACCCCGGGGCCGGGGCGGAGAGGGCAGCGCUGCGGCAGCGGCGAUCGAGGCGGGCGGACUCGAAGCUGAGGAGCCGCUGUGCCUCCCUCCCUCCCCAUUGUGUGGAGCCCUAGAGCGGCAGCGGCUCCCCGGUGCCGGCCGCCAUCUUGUGCUGCUGGGAGCCCAGUGGGGCACCCUGAGCUCAGGCCACGAAGGUGGAGUGCGAGUGGGCCGCCCCUCCCCUCCCAACUGCCUGGGCCCUCUUCCCUCGCCUCAAGGCCCUGCCGCGGCAGAGUAGCCUCUGAAUGUAAGGAGGACCUGCCUCGAGAGAGCGGCUUCCCCUCCGCCGCUCCCCCCUGCCACAGGCCUGCCGCCUCACCCGUCUAGAGCCAGCUACACCCCGCUCUGUAGGUGCUGCUAGCAGGAGCACACUCCUCUUCGCCCAUAGCCUACGUAGGUCCUGCCACCGGAACAGGAGCAGCCCCACAGAGAGGGAAGCCGUGUCCACCCCAGCAGGACGUGCACUGUCCUAGAACUGAUGCCACCAUCCCCUAGAGGAGGCGGGUCCUCCUAACGGAGCCCUGCCCGGACCCCAAGGGCCAGGUCCUUGCCUCUCUACUCCACCCAGCCUAACCUAGGGAGAAGACAUUUUUUUCUCGCCCCGACGCUUGUGCCUCUUCCCCUGAACUAGACAAAAAGAUCAGGCGCUGCUGCUAUCCCAGACCUUGAGGAGACGCCCACUGACUUUGAACUGCUGCUCUCUAUCACCCACGAGCCCAACGCCCCAGAUCAGGAGAUAGAGACUCAGCCCUGACAAGCUGCUGACACUUCCCGCCCCAUCAGGAGACAGAGAGAAAGAGACCCAUCCAGAGGUGCGGCUCCUGCUCCUCGCACCACAGAUAUCAGGAGAGACCGCUACACCGAGCUACUACAACUGCAAAGACAUGAAGAUCAAGGAUGCCAAGAAACCAUCUUUUCCAUGGUUUGGCAUGGACAUUGGGGGAACACUGGUGAAACUUGCAUAUUUCGAACCUAUUGAUAUCACUGCAGAAGAGGAGCAGGAGGAAGUUGAAAGCUUGAAAAGCAUCCGCAAAUAUUUGACUUCCAAUAUAGCCUAUGGAUCCACUGGCAUUCGAGAUGUCCACCUUGAACUGAAAGACUUGACGCUUUUUGGCCGAAGGGGAAACUUGCACUUUAUUCGAUUCCCAACUCAUGACUUGCCUACUUUUAUCCAAAUGGGAAGAAAUAAAAACUUUUCAACACUACACACGGUGCUUUGUGCCACUGGAGGCGGUGCUUAUAAGUUUGAAGAAGAUUUUCGCACAAUUGGAAACCUCCAGUUGCACAAACUGGAUGAGCUUGACUGCCUUGUCAAAGGCCUGUUGUAUAUAGACUCUGUCAGUUUCAAUGGCCAGGCAGAGUGCUAUUACUUUGAAAAUGCCUCAGAACCGGAAAGAUGCCAAAAGAUGCCUUUUAAUCUGGAUGACCCAUACCCAUUAUUGGUUGUAAACAUUGGUUCAGGAGUCAGUAUUUUAGCAGUCCAUUCCAAAGACAGCUAUAAAAGAGUGACUGGAACAAGUUUAGGUGGAGGGACAUUUCUGGGUUUAUGCAGUUUAUUGACUGGCUGUGAAAGUUUUGAAGAAGCUCUUGAAAUGGCAUCCAAAGGGGACAGUACACAUGCUGAUAAGCUUGUCCGGGACAUUUAUGGAGGGGACUAUGAACGUUUUGCCUUGCCAGGAUGGGCAGUAGCCUCUAGUUUUGGGAAUAUGAUCUACAAAGAGAAGAGAGAAUCUGUUAGUAAAGAAGACCUGGCUAGAGCUACACUGGUCACGAUCACCAAUAAUAUUGGGUCUAUAGCACGGAUGUGUGCAGUAAAUGAGAAAAUAAACAGAGUUGUCUUUGUUGGUAACUUUUUGCGUGUGAACACUUUGUCAAUGAAGCUUCUUGCCUAUGCACUGGAUUACUGGUCAAAAGGCCAGCUGAAGGCCUUGUUCCUAGAACAUGAGGGAUACUUUGGUGCUGUUGGUGCUCUUCUUGGAUUGCCGAAUUUCAGCUGAAGUACCAGAUGCCACUACACUGAAUUGUUUUCCACCUGGUUGGCAUUAUUACUACAUUGUUGAAGUCAACGGGAACCAAAGGGAAAAAAAAGCAGCAGUUUUGCUGCAGUUCUUUUUAAAUUUAAGUGGUAAACUGCUGGAUGUUACCAUAUUAAGGAAGUGGGAUCUUGCUGUGUAAGGCAUUUUUAAGUGAAAUACCAGUGGGUUUUGCCUUAUCUCCAGUGCUUGUAGCCAGUUUUGAACUUCUAAUAUGCAAUACAUCCUCUGAAAAACAAGCUUCCAAAAGAGAAUUCCAGCCCUUUUAAGGGUCCAUCAUUUACAAUAGUGUGGACUUAAACAUGAAGCUUUAGUGCUAAGCAAAUAUCUUUUGUAGAUAAUCUGGUGAAAGUGGUUUAUUUUGAUGUUUGUUUUUUUGUCUCACUACUGCAUUGUACUAAGAGCAGAAUUGUAUGUUUAAGACAAUUGACCUGAAAACACCAAAGUGCCAUCAACAGAAAGCUAAGCUAUGUAGUGUAGAAGAUCAUUUCUCAGUAUAAGGACUGCAUAAAGUGUUACAGCACUUACUGAAACAUAUUAAUUGCAGAGUUGUAAUGUUUAAUGGGAAAAAAUCUAACUUGUUUUUUUAGCAAAUAUAUUAAGUGAAAAUACAGAGAAGAGCAGCUACUGCUGCAUUUCCACAUAUCUGUACUCUUGUGAAGCUUUACAUUUGUUCAAUUCAUUUAUUGAAAGGUAGAUAUGGUAUUUUGGGAAGAUCCCUUUGGAUUAGGUUCAUGAUUCAAAGAACAGCAAGCCUUUAAAAAAGGCAUCUGACAUCCAAAAUUCCAUGACCUUACAUUCUAAAUCACAAAAUUUUGAUUUCAUUCUCCUCUACUUGUGAAAGUCACCACAAAACCUGGAGUAUAUCUGCCCAAAAGAGGCCCGGGACUAAAAUUAUUACAGCUUGUAAUUCUGUUGCUUUGGCAUAUCUUUGUGAGGAAGCUUGUACAAAUUCUAUCCCUGCUCUACCAAUUUGAAAGCAUUUAGUCCUUCAUUUCAUUAAUCUUAAACAAGAUAUUUCACUUCUAGUAAGUCAGUCUCAAAUCUAGGUGGAUGAUUUUAAUUUAUCUUGUUUUGAAUUGGAAGUUUGUUUUUUGUAGCUCCAGAGUUUGUAUUGCAGAGUCAAAAGGACCAGUGUUUAGUAUACUUUGUUAAACAAUUCCCAUUAUUGCAAACUGUGGCCUUGGGAUAAACUCCAUAUUCUGAGACUAGCCUGUGUUUUGUCUACAUACUGUGUUCUCAGACUAUUUUAAAUUUUACAAUAGUUGUUUUACUGUGAGAAGUGUUGCUGCAGCCAGGAGAUAAAGGCUUUAGACUGGAAAGACCAUGUCAGAAGUCAAGCCAGCUAUGUAUGUCAGUGUAUUUUUUUUUUUUUUUUUUUAGUGUACCUCAGAAGAAAUACCCAAUUUUGCAGUAAAUUAAUGUUAAGUAUUUCCUGUAUAUGCAUAAAAAGCUAUAUCUGACAAGAACUCAUUGAUAUGUUGGAAUUAAACCUGUUUUUUAAAUGGAUAUGACUCUAAAUCAAGUAAAUGAGUAAGUAUUCCAGAACAUUGCUAUGUUGUAUUACAGCAGUAUCUGAACUUCUUAGUCACAUUACCUUUCCACAUAAUAUGCAUAGAGGGGACUGAAAAUAGUAAGUAAAAAAUUACUCUUUCUGGGGUUUUGGGUGUUUGUUUUGUUUUUGUUGUUUUUUUAGUUGAACUCUAUAAAAUUUCCUAAGGCCUGAAGUGCAGUGACUCUUAUAGGGCUGAGAAGGAGGCCAUUUCAUUCAACCCAGAGCAAUGCCAACUUCAAAUAUAGUUUGUCAUUGCUGCUGAGCACCUAAGCUAAAUUUCCAUUGUGAAGACUUUUAAAUUGAGGCUUCAGUCUGGAAAGAAAUAGAAUCAUUUCUAGAACUAUGCUUAUCAUUGAGCAAAGGCAGCAUCAAUCUAUGAAGCAAGUUGAUACAGCUUGGGUAAAGUGUGUCUUUAUGAAAGUUGCGAGAGGUUUUACCAUGACUGAGUGUAAAAUCUAGUAGCUUAGUUAGUUUGAAUUAACAGCCAGUAGUAGGAAGAAGUAAUUUAGACUUGUUUCUUCUAUGAACUUUUCACAGAGAGAUUAUUUGAAGGCUUAUUUUUCUGCAGGUUGUAUUAGCCUGAUACAAAGUUUCACACCCCAGAUGCUUGCCUUUCUGAGGGAUGGAGACUUAGUACUUCAGCAUUAUGUCAUGCAGUUUGGCAAGAAACACUUUAGCUAGUCCAUAUCCGUUGUCAUAGAUUACUUCUUCCAUAUACAUCCUGUACUACUGGAGCAUAAAAUGUUUUUUUUUUUUUUUUGCGCUGGAGAGUGUUCAGGCACAGUUGCUGAGGUUUAUUUGGUUAUUAUUUUUUUUUUUCAAAAACUUACAAACACACCUUUUUGUCAUCCAAGAGUUUACAAAGAUUGAUUGUACCUUUAGAGGGGUCACUAAGCAUUGUAAGUACAAAUGAAAGUAGCUUUAAAUUUCUUCAUCUAGACCUGUACCUGUAUACAGACCAAAAGAACCUUGCCAGGGCUCCCUUCAGCAAUUCAAUCUAAAGUAGAUUAAUUUCUUUCUUCAAUGCUUUUGCCUUCACAUUUGGCAUUCCUUUGUCUCAAUGCUACUUGAAGUUUCCUUACAGUGAAGGAACUCAAACAAGCGGUCACAUGCUAUAGCAGAGGAAGUGCAACAACUUUCUUUGCAAGCUUGUGGAUCCUCAUGGCUACUGCUGACUUCUCAAAGAGGGAACCAUUUUCUUCAAGUAGAGGUUUUCCACUUGAAAGAAAAAGGCAAAGUUAAUUCUCAAUGCAGCGGGUCUCCGAUCAAGCAGCCAGACGAGUGCCUUCAGUUUCUCACGUGGUGCCAAUGAUGUUAGUUUUGCUGGCACUGCAACUUCAUGUAAGAGCAUUCUUGGCGCCAGUAAUACUUUUGUCACCCCAGACUGUUUACUGUAGAUGUGGACAAUAAUUGUAUCAGCAUUUUAGAUGAUCCGCUAGACCAGUCAAGAAGACAGUAUGAGCUUUGUGGCCUCCCAUCUUCAUGGCAAGCUAGUCUACUUUUGUUGGAGUAGUCAUGCCUACCAGUUUGUCUCCCCUCCCUCCCAUUUGGAUUUGUCCAUGCAUUAUGUCAAAAUGUUUAGCAUGUCAUUGUGUCUCUGCAAUGAUGUUUGUUUUUCACUCCACAAGUACAGGCUGUUUCUGGAUGCUUCAUUUUUAUAUGAAGAUAUCAUAGACUCAUUGGUAUGGCUAACAAACCUCAAACCACUCUCAGCACCUUUCUAGUUGGGCUUAAGGUAACUGCACUUUAAGGAACUCCUUUUUGCUACAUAUUUUGGACCUUUAAGUUUAAGACCAAAUCUAGAAUACUGGCAUUAUGUUUUUCUGUUAAGUCUUUUUUUAAUGAAUCUAAUAGUAUUGCCACUUGUAUAAACAACUUUUCUAUAAAGCAUCAUUCCAUUUAGAAUCUGAGAAUGUAAAGACUCUGAGCAGAUCAGUUUUCCCUUUUUUGUCAUUAAGAGUUUUGCUUGCAGUGACAUGCAUCCAGCAACAAAGCACUUAUGAAGCGUCAAUACCACAUGCAGUGCUAUUUACAUUUUUGGUAUUAAGAGAGUUGGAAGCCAGGCUGUGUUACCCAUUUUCAAUCUCUAAGGGAUACUUAAGAAAUUAACAAUUCUGGUUCUUCAAUAAUACUUUUGCCUGUGUAUUAGUUGUAUUGAGAGGUUCUAUUCCUAUUGCAUUCAGGUGGUUGGUAGUACACGUCUUGUAUAUACAUGUAAGGUAUUCCUUGCUUUUUUAGUGUGAGGAGAAUAAACAGCCUUUGUUAUAUUACAAUUUUUUAUAUUCUACCUGAACCAGUGUAGAUAUUUCAUAAAGCACCACAUUUUUGGAAGUGUUUUUUUAAGAAGCUGGCCCAUUCCAAAUAACUGUGGCAAUAACUUAUAUUUCCUAAUGUUUUAGGAUAGCUGUGGGAGUUUAACAUUUGAAAGUAUUUCAAGGUGCUUGCACUUAGAGCAAAGUUGUGCUCUUUAAAGACUAAUCAGUGUCUUAUGUUUAUUCAUCAUAUAAUCUUUCUUUCAUGCCUUUACUGUUUUGUAAAUAUCUCAUUCAUUAUAAAUCCUCUGUAAAUGAAUUGUUGGUAUCCUAAGGAGACAGAUUAGUUUAGUUCAUAACCGAAUUGGAGACAAGAUGGUCUUGUUACUGAUUACUUUAAGAAAAACAGAAGUAUUGAGGUUGAACUAGUGCAGCUAAAUAGGUGUAACCCACUUUCUCCUGCAUCUAAUUUAAUGUGUAGUCAAGCUGGCUAUUUCUUAUGUUCAUGUUCUCCUUAUGAAAAAGAGAUUUCUCCAUCUUUCCCACAUACGGGUAUUUAGAAAACCUGCAAUGUGUAGAGUUGUUGGGUUUUGUUUGGAUUAAGGAAUUUACGCAAAAUAUUGAGGGUCAUACUAAGUAUUACCUAGCUGUGUCUUUUACAGUAAUAAGUCGACAAGCACGUUUGAUAAAUACAGUUGAAGUUAAAUUUUGAUAAAAUUCUUCCCCUUCAGGCUAAAGCACAGUGGCACAGGAAAUUUUCAGCUCAUUAAGAGUAGAGUUGGUGGGUUAAUUGUCUGCAAAGACUUAAUCAAGUUUAUGGAAGUUUGUGUUUGAUAUGGAGCUGAUGGGGGGGCACUAAGAUGCCUUCUCACAGCACAGAGCGAUAAUUUCCCCACUUACAGUCCACAAAACACUUAAGUGCAUAUUACUAAACUCUCUUGAUCAGUUGUAUCUGGCUUUUCUUGUUAAUAUAUUCCAAAUAUUGUUACCAGUAUUCUAAAAUUUAAUAAUAUCUUUAAAGAAGACUUGAAGAUAAAGAAUAUAAAGUCUGCAAACAAGCCUGUUUUCCAAGAUGAGUUUACCUUCUUAGAUCUCUGACAUGUAUCACUGUAUUAUUGUAACACUGACUGCCAAAUCCUGCUUGUCCUAGUUGCUAAGUAGUCUGUUGGUUUAAAUGGGAACUACUCUUAGCAGUAAUGAAACAUUUUGCCCCAAGAUUCUUUAAAAAAAGCCAUUCAAAUGGGGAAAACUGUAGUGCUACUUUGCAUAUUGCUGCUGGUGCUAAAUCAAUUGAAAAAUUUAGAAUCAAAAUAAGUUGUAAAUAGAAUUAAUAUUUAUGGCCUGGUCCUUUUGACAGACUUGAAAUUUGUCAAGUUGCAAAGAUUUCUCAUGGCCUUAUGUUGAGCUUCCUUUUUUAUAUAUUUGGAUUGAAAUUCAUUGAAGUCAAGACAUUCAUGUGGCUGGCUUUCUGUGCUGCUUUCUGUAAAGCAGAUUACAUUCAAUUUGUGCAUUUGAUGACAUGGAUCACUUUCCAUUUCUAGAAUUUCAGUUUUAAAACUAGCUUUAGAUGUUAAUCUUAUACUUUCCCAUGCUUUGUCAUUGUAGCUGUUUAGAGUAGACAAAGUUUUUUAGUACCAACUACUAUGGGCUCACCGUGUGUCAUUCUGUGUUAGCACUUCAAAAAGUACAGCCAUUACUGUAAGUAUUUACCAUUUUUGUUGAAAAUUGUGAAUAUUUAAAGUUAAUUUUAAAGGUGUAACUUGUUAAGUAAUCCUAUCCAUAAAAUAAACUGAAAUAGGGUUUCUGAAUUGUUAAUCUGGAGUAAUAACCGUUUUAAUCUGUUCAAAUUUCACUAUUCCUUCAGCAUGGAUGUUUUAGACCUUUGUAAAUACAAAGUCUUUAAGCAGUUACAUUGGUUUCAGAUUGAACAUUACAAAAGACUCCUUUAAACACAGAUAUUUUUAGGGAAUGAGGAUGUUUGGAAAAAACUAAAUUCGCAGUACCAAGAACCUGAAAAUUUGUGUUACUUUGGUGUUCAGAUUGAGAUGGGACAUAAGCAAAAAUUUGUCUCUUGUAUUUUCAUAGUCCGCACCAUCUGUUUUUACAUUUGGCAUUUUAACCAUUUGUAUUUUAUCUCUUAAUUGCUAGGCAAUUUUCUUACCAUGUGUAGGCCUUCUAGUGACCAAAUCAUACAUUCAGAGUUCUUUUAGUUCCUUAGCAAAAGGGACAGCAAAACCAUAAACUCCAAACCCACGUGAGGAGGAUGUUCUCCGUAAGAGCCAUUUCAGUUAAGUUGCCUUAUUCUAUUGUAUUGUACUUAUGUUAUGUCUGAGCUUAUUUGUUUACUGUUCUGACACUGAAGAUACGAUGUAAAAAGUACAAUGUGCUGCAAAUUUGUAUUAACUUUAUUAAAUUAUACCUUUAUGUAAACUGUAGUACAUCUCUUGUAAAUUGUUUAAUUUAUUUUUUCAUUUUAUAGCUGCUCAUUAUUGAAUGUACAGAAUAGAUUUAAUGUAAUUAAGUAUUUUCAUUGUGGCCAAAUUGAUUGUGCCUACAAUGUAAUCCAUCCCCAUCAAAACUGUAUAUAACUCUUUACUGCUUGCUUGCAUAAAUGAAGUUUGGAUUUAAUUUACUUGUUUGUACUGUAUUGCCAUAAGCCAACUUCAAUAUGAUGGACCUACUUUUUUGUAGUUUAUUUUUCUGGUUUUGUUACUGUUUGUUCAGUAUGAAUGUUGAAACAGUACUCUCUUACUUUUCCUAAUAAAUAACUCCAGAUAGUUCA